UUUGCACGCUGAAACGACCAAAAGGUCUGGGGAUGAAUAUAUUCAACUCAAUCCGUCGGGAGUUGAACUGUAUAUUUCCUUUUCUUUUCCUUUCAUUUAAUUCCUUUUAGAUUUAAGCUGUCCAUUUUCAACCAUACUUCAAUUUCGGACCAAGUUUUUCUACGUGGGCUCACUGUUUCGUCAUAUGUGCGGGAUCAAGGAACAAACACUAAAUUUCCCGAUGUAAGAAAGAGGGUGAAAUAGACACAGUAGAGCCACUUUUUUUUUGAGAUGCAGGAGUCGACGACAAAAAAGAAAGCAGAUUUGAAAGUAAUCAUUCUUGGUGACACUAGUGUUGGAAAAACCUCAUUGAUCCAAAGAUAUCUUCAUGGAGUCUUUGCAGGAAACACUAUCAGUACUAUCGGAGCAUCUUUCUUUCUAAAGCAGUGGGGACCCUACAAUGUUGCCAUCUGGGACACUGCAGGUGAAGAGAGAUACUCAGGCCUUUCCUCAUUUUACUGUCGGGGCGCUUCAGCAGCCAUUCUGGCUUAUGACAUCUCACAAAGCAGAUCUCUUCGCGCGUUAAGAGAGCGUUAUCUACAAUUGCUUGACGCGUCCGAACCAAACUGUCUAGUGGUAGUAGUAGGCACCAAGAAAGAUCUUGUGACGGGCAGUUUUCGGGAAAUUGCAUCCUGUGCUGGCGAGUCAUUAGCCUUGGAACUAAAUGAAAAGAAAGGAAGGGCCAGUGGCAGCUUCAACGAGAAACCAUUCUUUGAAACGAGUGCAAAAUCUGGCGAAAACGUUCAGAAAGUUUUUGAUUUUAUAUUGAACACGUGCUUACCUUUGGACAAUGAAGACACUGCAAAGAGGUCAUUGCGACAAACGACAGGCAUCGAUCUUGAAAAUGAAUCACAGACGCAAAACGAAAGCGCAAAAAAAUGUUGCUGAGAAUAUCUGCAGCCAAAAUCCCAUCUAUGGUUUCGAAUGAUAUGGAAAUUUUAUUCAGAGGAGUCUAAAAUAAUUAUCGCCAUGAAGUAUGCUAAUAAUGCCACCAUCAACCGACUGGUAACUUUUGGAUGGCAAUUUUUGGAUUGACAAUUUUUCUUUUCUUGUUGUUUGAUUGGAAAGAGUCCAUGUUCAAUGCGCCAUCGGCUAUCGCAGAAAAGCUCUACAAGAUCAUGAUACCAUUUAUACCGAAUUUUAGUUAGAGACCGGUUCAGCGUAGUAUAAGAUAGUAGUUGACGUGAGCCCUUGCUGGAAAUAUGAUAAUUAGAGGCCUGUGUUUCGUGUCCUAAAUCGACGGCUCUUCAGGGUGUACGCCAUAUUGCUUUCUUUUUAAUGGAGGAGGGGCGAGUAAGUUGAUCGUGACGUUAGCUAGAGUAAUUUGCAAGGAAGCACGAACAGUUAAAUACUUUUACAGUCGAAUCCCCGUAAACGAACUUCUCAACUAAACAGUCGCAAGGGCCAGUUUCAAAGGCCGUACCUUUCACAUUGUCUUUGUAGUUGCAGAGCUAAAUUGAUGGUACCACCAGUGGCGUCUGAAUCAAAUGUGAAAGGAAUCAGCAAUUCCAGUCGUGUCGUACGACUAUCAUCUAGAAGUUGAUAAAGAUAGGUGAACCGGUGUCACAAUUUUUAAAAGCUGGCGUAUCGAGAGUUAGCUCUUAGUACAGGAUUCUACGAACGAAUUUUGCACGGCUGUGGGUGUUUCACGAUGGACCGAAAGGCCAAUCCCAGUGGGGGGGUCCAGGGGGGCAUCCUUCCCCGUCAAAUUUUAAAAAUUGACCUUCAUAAUUCCUAACUGGUAAGGAUUGCCUAGAUUAAGGUUUUUUUUUUUCCCAAGAAAGUGAGGGGGCACAGAGCCCCCGCCCCCUACUUUUACGGCCCUGUGGUUAAAGUCUUCGUGCUGACAAGAGCUAUCGUUCGAAUCGUCACUUCCCAAAGCUCGGUAAGAAAGUAUCGCUACCUCACUCAACUUGAAGUUCAUGAUUAUCCACACUGAAAGAUAGAUCACCCUUUGUAAUAAAGAGCCCUAAGUUACUGGAAUGUUUAUUCACUAUGCUAUAUCAGUUCCAAUAAUGACGAAAAAGAUACAAGCAAUGGAACAAGAGCAUGUGAGGAAACAAAGAAGCAAACCAAUUGGGUCUGUCACUCUCAUUGCAGCACGUGAGAAAGUUUGCUCGGACAUGCAUGUACGCGUAUUCAGGAUGCUAGAACAGUUCUCUGCAAUGAACUUAUGUACAGCAGUAUUACCACCUUGGUAAAGUUCUCUCAUUUUUACCAGCUUAACUGAAGGAACAAUGCCAUCAAAGAGAGUCUUACCAUUUUCUUGCCUUGGAAAGGUUCCAAUGUUCAAAGGCAUCCCAUCACAACGAAUAACAACCAAAUACUUCUUUAAUCCCUGAGCUGUAAUACAUGGCACAUCAUCAAGAGUAUCUAAUAGUGUUAACAGUAACAUCAAAUUUCUCAGAUGUGGACCAGAAUUGUUCACUGGUGCAAGCACUCGUGAAUCCAAGGUGGAUAACGAUGGUCCAGGUUUGCAGUAUGAAUGUGUUGGUGCAACUGUGUCUGUGCUCCUUGAGACCAAAGCGUUUACCACCAAGGCAGAACAUGUCUCCUUUUCUUGUUGCUACUUCUGCAAGAGAUUCACAGUAGCUGAACAGAGUUGGCCAAUGUUCCCAGUUUGUGACUGGAUUGGGCUGAGUUAACAGUUUAGUCAUAAAGGCAUCCAUGUUCUGAUAGAUCAGAUGUUGUCUGGUAAUACUACCACAACUGAUGAAUUUAUUUAGCCAGUAGGCUAAGUAAUCUUCUUCAACUUCUGUUACACGUUUCUUAAGGGCACUCGCAUGAGUUAUAUUUCACUGACACAUUUCAGUUCCAAUUGAUUUUUCGCAUGUGUGUUUAUUCGAAUUUCAGUUGAAAGACUUGCAAGAUAUGAAAAAAAAGAAAUUCUGUGACAAGUUCUUGGAUGACCACUGUAAAUGUAAGGAUGUUCUUGUAAGUGGCAGGUAAAGACCAAGCUAAUACCAAGUACAAGGUGGUACAAUCAAACUGGAUAUUGUUUAGAAAGAAUUUUCCAAGAUUGCUGCAGAAUGUUCAAACACUGAUUGACCUUUUAGGAGUUUAAUUUUUUUUCCGUAUACAAUCAGACGGUUCCACUGCUGUGCUAAAGAAAGAGAAAAUGAUAAUACUGGCCUAAGGUGGACUGUUUGUCAACACCAGAACUUGUCAAAACAGCACUUGCCAACUUGCUUGAGUAAAUUUGAAUGAAAUUUGCAAGUUGCUUUAUGCAAACUAUCAAUAAAUACUGGAUCAAUGCACUGCAA
Messenger RNA from Stylophora pistillata, 3302 nucleotides. Its product is annotated as ras-related protein Rab-20. Gene Ontology annotation, molecular function: GTPase activity; GTP binding. The record is from RefSeq and is a predicted model, not a curated record. Lineage: Eukaryota; Metazoa; Cnidaria; Anthozoa; Scleractinia; Pocilloporidae.